This is a messenger RNA of Columba livia (rock pigeon), 1180 nucleotides long. RefSeq names its product NSA2 ribosome biogenesis factor (gene NSA2). Gene Ontology annotation, cellular component: nucleolus; preribosome, large subunit precursor. Bases 188 to 970 code for a protein of 260 amino acids. The transcript has 6 exons. Gene Ontology annotation, biological process: maturation of LSU-rRNA; maturation of 5.8S rRNA. The record is from RefSeq and is a predicted model, not a curated record. NCBI's taxonomy places the organism in Eukaryota, Metazoa, Chordata, Aves, Columbiformes, Columbidae.
CCCGCCCAGUGGCCGCGCAGGUCCCGGGAGACGCGCACCUGGACUCUCCGCCGGCAGGAACCAAAGCGCCGCGCGGAAGCGUUUCCAGCCGGGGCCGCUUCUCGCCCCGCCCGCUCUUUCCGCUGCGGAGGCGGCUGAGGGCCGGAGGGCUCGGCGGAGCGCGUGGGGACACCGCGGGGCCGCCGCCAUGCCGCAGAACGAGCACAUCGAGCUGCACCGCAAGCGCUAUGGGUACCGGCUGGACUACCACGAGAGGAGGAGGAAGAAGGAGGGCCGCGAGGCGCACGAGCGGUCGCGGAAGGCCAAGAAGAUGAUCGGGCUGAAGGCCAAGCUGUACCACCGGCAGCGGCACAGCGAGAAGAUACAGAUGAAGAAGACCAUUAAAAUGCAUGAAAAAAGAAACACAAAGAAAAAGGAUGAUGAAAAAACACCUAAAGGAGCUGUACCAGCAUAUCUGCUGGACAGAGAGGGCCAGUCCCGGGCUAAGGUUCUCUCUAACAUGAUCAAGCAGAAAAGAAAAGAAAAAGCUGGAAAAUGGGAGGUUCCUGUGCCAAAGGUCCGAGCACAAGGAGAAACAGAAGUUUUAAAAGUGAUUCGCACAGGAAAGAGAAAGAAGAAGGCCUGGAAGAGAAUGGUUACAAAAGUUUGUUUUGUUGGAGAUGGUUUUACUAGGAAGCCUCCUAAAUACGAACGAUUCAUCCGACCGAUGGGCUUACGUUUCAAGAAGGCACAUGUGACACAUCCUGAACUUAAAGCUACUUUUUGCCUACCUAUCCUUGGUGUGAAAAAGAAUCCUUCUUCUCCUUUGUAUACAACACUGGGUGUAAUUACCAAAGGUACCGUCAUUGAGGUGAACGUGAGUGAGCUUGGCCUCGUGACACAAGGGGGCAAAGUUAUCUGGGGGAAAUACGCGCAAGUAACAAACAAUCCAGAAAAUGAUGGCUGUAUUAAUGCAGUUCUACUUGUUUAAGUUAAAUUUGACGCUGAUCAGUGGACAUGGGCUCCUGUAAAAUCAGUGUGGUUUCAACAAGUCUGCAAAAUCUCUUGAACCUUCAGCUAUUCAAGAGUUUUGAUCCCGCAAGCUGAUGAGGAACUUAAACAUGCCAGAAAUGACUGCGUGGGAUUUUUAUUAUGCUUGCUCAGCUGAGCACUGUCCAAAUAAAGUGAUUCCAUUUUCCUA